AAACCAAAAACUCCUCGGUCUACUUUGCUAAUAUUGAUGCAAAAAAGGGAUCCAGGGACGCCCAGAUUCGCUUGGAGCGAGGUCGUCUGAAGCCUUUUCCGAACGGAAGAUCGAUUUGGGAUUUCUUCUUUUCUUUCCAUCCUCUCUAUUUCUUCUUCUUCUUCUUCUUCUUCUUUGCUAGUUUAAACCAAAUUGGCGGAGUGAAAGAGGGGCGAACGAGGGAUGGCUCGACCUCUUCCUUUGAACCCAGCUUUCCUACCCCCAACUUACGGGGUGCUGAAAUCCCUGCUGGAAAACCCGCUCAAGCUGCCACUGCAUCACGAAGAUGCAUUUUAUAAAGAAAAAGACAAAGACAAAAAACUGGAUGACGACAGUACCAGUGCCACUGUCCCACAGUCUGCUUUUCUGGGGCCUACAUUAUGGGACAAGACACUUCCCUAUGAUGGUGACACUUUCCAGUUGGAAUACAUGGACCUGGAAGAAUUUCUCUCAGAGAAUGGCAUCCCACCCAGUCCAGUCCAGCACGACCACAGCCCUCAUCAGCCAGCUCUUCAGCAACCUACCUCAGCCUCACCAUCGGUCAUGGACCUCAGCCACAGAGCAUCCACAUCGGUCCACCCGACUAUGGUUUCCCAAAACUGCAUGCAAAAUACAGCCAGGCCAGGUCAGAUCUUGCCUACACACCGAAACACGCCAAGUCCCAUUGAUCCCGACAGCAUUCAGGUUCAAGUUGGGUAUGAACCAGACCCUGCCGAUCUUGCUCUUUCUAGCAUUCCUGGUCAGGAAAUAUUUGACCCUCGCAAGCGCAAGUUCUCUGAGGAGGAGCUCAAGCCCCAGCCGAUGAUUAAGAAAGCUCGCAAAGUCUUCAUUCCCGAAGAUCUGAAGCAGGAUGACAAAUACUGGGCAAGGCGUAGAAAGAACAACAUGGCUGCCAAGCGAUCCAGAGAUGCCCGGAGGCUGAAGGAAAACCAGAUUGCUAUCCGUGCCUCGUUCCUUGAGAAGGAGAAUACGGCCCUGCGCCAGGAAGUGGCUGACCUACGGAAAGAAUUGGGCAAAUGCAAGAACGUCCUUGUCAAGUAUGAAGCCCGGCAUGGUCCUCUCUAAAUGGCCUCCUACCCAACUCCCCCCCCCCCGGUCCAAUCCCAUCCACCACCAUCCCCCUGUUUCUUUUCUUCCCAUCUACUUUUUUAAUUUUCUUUUGUGGUUUUGGCAUUUAAAUAGAUGGGACAGUGUGUUUCCUGUUUGAUAGCACCUCACCCAAACCAACCUUUCAGUCAUGGGCACUUUAAUAGAAAGCAGAAACAGAACCAGUGUACAGUUUGUGUGUAUGCACGCGCGCGUAUGCUUGUGCACACCUGCCCAGGCAUACUUGUGAAUAAGUGUGCAUGUCUGUCUUGGCUCUUGUGUUUUUAUGAAACCCUCUUUGUAGGAUUGGAUUGGCUGAAACUGGCCAUACUAAACUUUUUAUGGAAUACAUACAUCUAGAUAUGUAUGUAUAUAUUUUCCAGUGCUGCUUACACUGUAUUUUUGUCUUACCCUAUCCCAUUAUUUUGAUUUAACUUGGGGGGGGUGGGG
Molecule: messenger RNA, 1575 nt
Organism: Thamnophis sirtalis
Lineage: Eukaryota; Metazoa; Chordata; Lepidosauria; Squamata; Natricidae
Gene: HLF
Product: HLF transcription factor, PAR bZIP family member
Biological process (GO): regulation of transcription by RNA polymerase II
Cellular component (GO): nucleus
Molecular function (GO): RNA polymerase II cis-regulatory region sequence-specific DNA binding; DNA-binding transcription factor activity, RNA polymerase II-specific
Source: RefSeq, a predicted model, not a curated record